Uncinocarpus reesii 1704 is the source of this 3474-nucleotide messenger RNA. RefSeq lists its product as uncharacterized. NCBI's taxonomy places the organism in Eukaryota, Fungi, Ascomycota, Eurotiomycetes, Onygenales, Onygenaceae. The record is from RefSeq and is a predicted model, not a curated record. Gene Ontology annotation, biological process: regulation of ARF protein signal transduction. The transcript is spliced from 7 exons. Gene Ontology annotation, molecular function: guanyl-nucleotide exchange factor activity. Bases 1 to 3474 code for a protein of 1157 amino acids.
AUGUCCUUAAGAAUUAUUGACGUGGCUCUAGAAGUAGCAGGCCCUUCCAUCGCAAGGCAUCCUAGCCUUGCGCAACUUGCGCGAGAUGACUUGUGUCGAUAUCUAUUCCAAUUGGUCAAAUCGGAUAAUAUGGCUAUUUUGAGCGGCUCUCUCAGAGUGGCAGGGACCCUAUUAUCUACUUGUCGACAUGUCUUGAAAUUACAACAGGAGCUUUUCCUGUCAUAUUUAGUGGCAUGCCUCCACCCUCGAGUUGAAAUACCCCGAGAGCCGGGCAUCGACCCUGCACUCUACGUGGGCGUGCCGCAAGCUCCGAAGCUAGUUAAACCAUCCGCCUCGCAAGCAGGUAGUGGAAGAACAACUCCUGUUCCAGUGAAAGAUCGACAAAAGCUCGGGAUGGAAGGCGGUUCUCGAAAACCCGAAGCUCGAGAAGCGAUGGUGGAAAGCAUAGGGGUGUUGGCCAGAAUCCCGAACUUUAUGGCAGAGCUGUUUGUCAACUACGACUGUGAAGUUGAUAGAGCCGAUCUUUGCGAGGACAUGGUUGGACUAUUAUCUCGGAAUGCCUUCCCAGAUUCUGCGGCAUGGAGUACCACUAACGUUCCACCUCUUUGUCUUGAUGCUCUGCUAGGAUACAUCCAAUUUAUCGCCGAUAGGCUAGAUGAUGAGCCGAAGCAUGACGGUCCUUUUGAUCUUUCGCGAUUAAGAGAGCAGCGACAACGCAAAAAGAUAAUAAUUCAGGGUGCCACAAAGUUCAAUGAAGAUCCUAAAGCAGGCAUUGCGUUUCUAGCUUCUAAAGGGAUUAUUGAAGAUAUCGAAGACCCCAAAUUAAUAGCCAAAUUUCUCAAGGGUACAAGCCGUAUUUCGAAGAAAGUUCUUGGAGAAUACAUCUCCAACCGGAAAAAUGAGCAGAUCCUUGAAGCAUUCAUGGACCUCUUCGAUUUUGCGGGCGUCGGCAUCGUGGAUGCUCUUCGGGACGUUUUGGGCUCUUUUCGGCUUCCGGGUGAAUCUCCUCUGAUCCAGAGGAUUGUCACCGUUUUCGCGGAGAAGUAUCUUGCAGGAGCAAAACCUAAAGAAGCUGCUGAUGCGGAUUCUCUUUUCAUCUUAACCUAUGCCGCUAUAAUGCUCAACACCGACCUUUAUAACCCUAAUGUGAAACCUCAAAACCGAAUGACUUUUGAAGGCUUUACUAAAAAUUUGAAAGGAGUCAAUGCCGGCAAUGACUUCCCCAUCGAAUAUCUAGAAGGGAUCUAUCGUUCAAUUCAGCAGGAUGAAAUCAUUCUACCUGACGAGCAUGAAAAUAAACAUGCAUUUGAGUACGCUUGGAAAGAACUCUUGAUAAAAGCAUCUACUGCAGGUGACAUGAUACCAUGCGACUCCAAUGUAUUGGAUGCCGACAUGUUUGAAGCAACUUGGAAACCUGUGGUGGCCACGCUUUCUUAUGUGUUUAUGUCCGCGUCUGAUGACGUUGUGUUCUCAAGAGUCGUUAUUGGCUUCGACCAAUGCGCGAAAAUUGCUACGAAAUACGGUUUAACCGAAGCCCUUGAUCGCAUAAUAUUUUGUCUCAGUUCCAUCAGCACCCUAGCUUCCGAGACGACCCCUAAUACCACUCUCAACACAGAGGUUCAAAUAGGAAAGAAAGCGGUUAUGGUCAGUGAAGUUGCUGUCAAGCUAGGAAGAGAUUUCAAAGCCCAGCUUGCGACAAUUGUUUUGUUUCGUUUGCUCUCAGGAAGCGAAGCAGCCAUCCGAAAUGGGUGGGAAUAUGUCGUUAGGAUCCUUCAUCACCUGUUCAUAAACUCUCUUAUCCCUCAACUGGACAUUCGAGACUCAGGCCUCGAUAUUCCGCCGAUUCCCUUGCAGCCACCGUCCCAAGUUGUUGAUCGUGAUGGUCGGAGCAACGAGGCUGGGUUACUCUCUGCGUUUACAUCAUAUCUUUCGAGUUACGCUGCCGAUGAUCCCCCGGAGCCAUCUGAUGAAGAGAUCGAGAAUACUCUUUGCACUAUUGACUGCAUUAAUGCAUGCGGCAUUUCUGAAUUGCUUGAAAAUAUAAGAUCCGUUCCUAUUUCCUCAAUGACCUAUCUUGUCAAUGCCCUCCUUGCCAAACUUCCUGACACGAGCCCCGCCGUUAUUACUCACCCCUCCUCGUGUUGCGAGAUGAUGAUACAAUACAACAUCUCGGAGAAACCCCUGACGAGAACUUUACAGAAUAUCAUUCGAGAUGCUAAAAACAUACAUCCGCUGAUGCUCUCGCGUGUGAUAUAUUACCUUUUAGUCCUUUUGCGUCGUAGCUAUCUAAUUGGCUCGCAGGAUCAUUCCUUUAUGAGACCUCCGGUCGUUCUCCAUUCUAUUUCAAGCUUUGAACAGGAUAUCCUUGAAAAUUCUGCAGUACCGAUCAUUGCUGGUCUUACGAGCAUCGGGAACGAAACUCAACUGUGGAAGGAAAUCACAAAGUAUCCAGAUUUCUGGUCCAUCAUCCAAAGAUUACAUCAACAUCAAGAUGGAGGCGCUAUGAUUUUCGACCUUUUGCGAAAUAUUGUUGAGUCCGAUCCUCCAGUGAUUAAUGCGGAUAACUACGAAGCUGCAGUCGGGAUUGCGAAUGACUUCGCAAAUGCGGGCAGCAUCGUAGCUAUUCAAGAAUUGCGGCAUGAGCCUUCAGUAAGAAGGACUCGAUCGGUAAAGAAGCCUAGCAAACCACAGGAUAACCCACUUGUAAUUCGGGGAACUAAAGCUGUAGGGAUCAUCUACCAGAUGACAGCACGAAUACCAGCGCUCAUAAGCCAGUCACAUCUUGAGCGAAACGAAGCAUGGGCCGCAUACUGGUCUCCCAUUUUCAACGCCUUGACCACGCAAUGUCUUAAUCCUUGUCGUGACAUAAGGCACCAAGCAAUUUCUGCCCUGCAGCGAUCGUUGCUCUCCCCCGAACUUGCAUCUACCGACCACAAGGAAUGGGUGGCAAUCUUCGGCGAAGUCCUAUUCCCCUUGAUUUUGCGUCUCCUUAAACCAGAAGUCUAUCAGUCGGACCCAACCGGCAUGAGUGAAACCAGGGUUCAGGCGGCGACACUCGUGUGCAAGAUAUUCCUUCAUUAUCUUGUGUUGCUUUCAGAGUGGGAAGGAAUGCUUGACCUGUGGUUAAACAUUCUUGAUAUUCUAGACCGAAUGAUGAACAGUGGGCAAGGAGACAGUCUCGAAGCGGUUCCCGAGAGUCUAAAGAAUAUUCUCCUUGUGAUGGCAGAUGGCGGGUACUUGGUACCCCCUAGCGUGGAUGAAUCUAAAGAGAAGAUCUGGGUCGAGACACAGAAAAGGCUUGAUCGAUUUCUUCCUGAUUUGUUCAAGGAAAUAUUCCCUCCCACUCCAGAGGGCCAGUUUGUCCCACCACCUCCCCAACAGGACCUACCUCAUCAUCCAGCGGAGGGCUCGAGCGGCGAGAAAACAAAAGAGAAGUCUCCUCGAGCGUCGGUAGAGGAGGACGAUGUGGAAUAA